Molecule: messenger RNA, 2010 nt
Organism: Mesocestoides corti
Lineage: Eukaryota; Metazoa; Platyhelminthes; Cestoda; Cyclophyllidea; Mesocestoididae
Source: the annotation of a GenBank genome assembly
AUGACAGUGGACGAUUUUCGACGGAAACGUGGUCGCGGACAACCGCGACAAGCGUUCGUGACCGUCGACGAUCUGAAGACCCCCUCAACAGACGAGAUUGCGAUACCGACGGGCACCAAACGCACCGGUUGGGGCAGCGAGGCUCCCGCAGCCAAGAAGGCCCAGAUUGCCGAGGUUCUGGCGACGACGUCCGUGCAGGAGGGCGUCUCCAACGCCGAAGCCGAGGCCAUCCUCGCGUCCAAACGCAUGUCCGACAGAGGCAGGCGCCAGCGGAAGGCGGUGCGUGGCGGCUUCAAGCGCGCCUACGACAAACGCGAAAGCGACAAGAGGGACGAGGAUUCCCACCGCGUCGGAUUCAGGGUGUCGAAGCACAAGUCGCGUAGCCGGAAGGCCUGCGCCAAAUUCUUCCGCAGUUGCCUUGUCCUUGUCUACGAUCGAUAUCAAAACACAAAGGUUUACUCCAGAUCUCGUAUAACAGGCCAAAUUCAGGCCUCUGUAUGCAAUGCCGUAGGGGAGGGCAAUACGAGGGGAAACUUUGCCCUGAAGUUGGGCGAUUGUGUUGCGUGUUUGUGCGCUUCCCUGCACUGCAUCCAAGGCAACCUCGGCGGCUACAGCAACGGAGCUGGUGCUUUGGCAGCUCUCUCCAACAAUUCUGUUCUCCGACAGAGCGUCUCAGAGAAUCAAGAGCAGAAUCAACAAGUGGGAUCGUCGCAGGUGGUAAACAAUGCUGACGACGAGGUGGACUACAGUUUCUCGCGUCUCUCCGUUAGGGAACGACGAAAACUCUUCCAGGCUGACGAACCGAGGAUCAUUUCCCAAUACGGCACACUGCCUCGCGGUCCGAUGAAUCGCAAUGUCCAGCCAUACAACGGUCCAAUGAAUUCGGAUUUUCAACAGUCAUCUACUAGACAAAAUUGGACAGGUCAAAAUCAGACGACGACGAUGACAACAAGACGCAAUUCAAGCUACGAUUUCAGACCACAGACGAUUGCGUCAUCGCGAGCUCUGGAAAUGCAGUCUACCAGGAAGUCGGUCACCUCCGAGUACGUACAGCCGAACUACGUGUCACCUCGUCAGUCGAGACCGGCGUACAAACCGCAGGCAACUACGCCGACCAUCAUUCAGGCAGGCGAUCAGCCGGAGUUGUACCAGGCUCUGUACCAAUACCCGUCGUCGCCGUCACCACAAUAUCAGGCCCAGUCGUCUCCGACGUCGCGGACAAUUCGUAGAAUGAGCUACUCAACGGGUGUGCGAGAACGCGAUGCCACAUCGCUGGUUCGUGACGUCUGGCAGUCAAACCAACAGCAAUAUGGUCAGCCCUUGCGCGUAAGGGUGUACAACAACGACAGGUCAACAUCUAUGCCUAAUCACGCACAAGUGUCGCAGAACUGGAGCCAGACAUCACCGGUCUACCCAGCCUACCCUCUCUACGGUCCCCGAUCAGCGAAUCCGAACUCACAGGUGUAUCGCGUAGUCCAAAGUCUAAACAGACAAUAUCCACAGACGAUCGCAUCGGGGUAUACUUACUACGCGCCAGUACAGCAGACAACUCAAAUGUACGCACCGCUGUCUUCGAUUCACCGACGCACGCUCUCAACCCCUCAAUUCCCCCAAAAAUCAAUCACAAUUUACCCCACAAUGCGAAAUCGCCGGCAGCCGGAGCCGCCAAGACAGGUUUACCAGAGAAUGCCUUCGCCCAGACCGGCUUCUCAGCAAAUGGCGCCGUCCUCGCGUUCUGAUUGGACGGUGCUCCAGCCAACCAAAAUCGAGCCAAGUCAGGCUGCGCCUGCAUACGUUCGGCCGGCGUCCUUCGGUGGACCAAUGACUCCGAUGCCGCAAACCCACGCAAACAGGCCCCAAGCACCAAUGAGACCUGGCGUCCAGCCAACUCCGCCUCCACCGCCGCCGCAUCACGGACGCUCCGCCACGAUGCCAAAUCGCCCGAAACCCAAGGUCGUCAAUAGGAAGUCGCCUCAGCCCGAUGAGGAUCGAGGCGUGACCGAAUUCUGA